GAAAGAGAAGCGCUUUGAGAGAGAGAGAGAGAGAGGGAACACAAACAAGGCAGAGAUAGUGUGGUAGGAAAAACAUAAUCAAAAUGGCAUCUUUAUCAGUAUCAGUAUCGGCUGGUCUAAAUCUGUCAAUGUUUAGAGCUUCACUUCCUCUAUCCUCACCUUCCUUAACAUUGUCUUCUGUGCGCAAUUCUAGUUCCUCCUAUAAUCCUUCUCGAAGGCUCGCUCUCUUUCACCUCGGCUCUGCUCUCCCUCAGUCACAGUUACUAGGUGUUCAAUCAUCAAAGUUCCUAAGAGCAGAUGGUAAAACUAUAGAGGCUGCCCAAGAUGGAAAUGUGGCACAAUCAAGCACUACUGUGACCAGGGAAAAUGUGUUAGGGUGGGCUAAAAAUGACAAACGAAGAUUGCUUCAUGUUGUCUACCGUGUUGGGGACUUGGACAAGACUAUCAAAUUCUAUACUGAAUGCUUGGGAAUGAAGCUGUUGAGAAAGCGUGAUAUACCAGAGGAGAGAUACACUAAUGCUUUUCUUGGAUAUGGACCGGAGGAUUCUCAUUUUGUUGUUGAACUUACAUACAAUUAUGGUGUGGACAGAUAUGAUAUUGGUACUGGUUUUGGCCAUUUUGGAGUUGCAGUUGAGGAUGUUGCCAAAACAGUUGAACUCAUAAAGGCAAAGGGAGGGAAAGUUACCAGGGAGCCUGGCCCUGUUAAAGGUGGCAGUACAAUAAUUGCUUUCGUUGAAGAUCCCGAUGGUUAUAAGUUUGAGCUUCUGGAGAGAGGGCCAACACCAGAGCCCCUAUGUCAAGUAAUGCUUCGAGUGGGUGAUCUUGAUCGUGCCAUAAAUUUCUAUAAGAAGGCUUUUGGCAUGGAGCUUCUUCGCCUAAGGGAUAACCCUGACUACAAGUAUACAGUAGCCAUGAUGGGAUACGGGCCAGAAGAUAAGAAUGCAGUUCUUGAACUGACAUAUAACUAUGGUGUCACAGAUUAUGACAAAGGAAAUGGAUAUGCACAGAUUGCAAUAGGCACAGAUGAUGUCUAUAAGACUGCAGAUGCAAUCAAAAUAAACGGAGGGGUGAUUACUCGUGAACCCGGUCCUUUGCCAGGUAUCAACACAAAGAUAACUGCUUGCUUGGACCCUGAUGGCUGGAAAUCGGUUUUUGUUGAUAAUGUUGAUUUUCUUAAGGAGCUAGAGUGAUCAAGGCAUCUUUGUUGCUGCUAGGUCUCUACACUGAAUCUAUGGAAGAUUCAUUACAAUUUUGUCACUAGGAGUAUGACUUCACUCUCUUCCUAGUUAUCCCAAGUACACUUAGAGGAAAUACCUAUAUCCCAAUUCAUAGGUAGGUUACCUUUCGUAUACCAUUGUUAAAGUUUGUUAGAAAACGCCACCUUCAUCAUUCAUAUGUAUACCCAGGAUUAUUAUUUGAAUGUAAUUUUAUGUAAAAGUUUCUGUUACAGCCAUCCAAGUGUUCUUUUUGUCCUAGAAUGAUGUCACACUGGUAUUACAAUUCAACAUGUGCUGGAUUCCCUCGGUCCACAUUUGUUUGUCAUCACUA
This is a messenger RNA of Ziziphus jujuba (common jujube), 1548 nucleotides long. Its product is annotated as probable lactoylglutathione lyase, chloroplastic. The record is from RefSeq and is a predicted model, not a curated record. Gene Ontology annotation, molecular function: metal ion binding; lactoylglutathione lyase activity. Gene Ontology annotation, cellular component: cytoplasm. The transcript has 9 exons. Lineage: Eukaryota; Viridiplantae; Streptophyta; Magnoliopsida; Rosales; Rhamnaceae. The coding region runs from base 84 to 1190 and encodes 368 amino acids.